AUGUUUGGCAAUUACUCUUUAAAAAUUCAAACCAAGAUCCAAGGUGAUAAUUAGAUCAGCUAUUGUAAAAUGAGAUAUAUGCAGACUUAAUAGUAAACAGAAAAUGAAUUUUUCUUUUUGGGAAUUGAUGAACUCCAUAAAGACAUAUUAGAAUCUACCUUCACAGCUGAUAUUCUUUAAAGAAGAUUUUCAGAAAAUGUCCCCAUUCCAGCAAAUAAUAAUUUAGGAGGCUUAAUGAAUAAUUAGUUCAAUUUUAGGAGAGGAUCUAGAUAAGAGUCGAGUAAGAAAGAUAAGAUUAAAGUUAAGAUGCACUAACUAAUAGAAUUGAGUUAAGAACCUACUAAAAUAUCUGAACAAGACAUUGAUGACUAAUAAAUCGACUAAGACUAUUAUGCCACUGGAGAUUUAGAUUAGACUAGACAAUAAAAAUUGAAGCUUUAGUAAAGGAACUAAAGAAGUCUAAGGACAUUGUUAGCAGUCUUUGCAGAAUUACUUCAGCCAAUUAUCUAAAAAAUCUUACUUUAAUAAAUCAAAAUUAUGGCCUCUAAAAUAGUAAACUAAAAUGACUAGCUGAACUUCUUGUUCAGAGUUUAAACAAAAGCAUUAUUGCUUUCAUCUAUAUAUGCAAUUGAAAACAAAAUAAGGGAUCAAACCUUGACUAAGAUUACAGUUGGAGUUUUGAAAACUGCACAUGACUAAUUAAACGAAAAGAUUAUUAGCUUAAAUCCUAAAAAAGAAAAGAAAGCCCUAUAAUCCAUAUAAAAUAGAUCAAGAUUUCUAAAUUAGAAUAACCAAGAAGAUACCGAGCAAAACUAUAAUGUUAUUAGCAUUAAUAACUAGAAAAAUGUAAAUAGCAGUCUUCGAUAGUAUAGCCAAGAUAAAAAGGUAAAAAACUUAUCGCAACAAAGCAUUCUGAAUAGCUCUAACAUUUUGGUAAAGAUUCCUGAAACUUUUUUGUCUUAAAAAAGUGGAUUCAGACUGGAAGCUACUGUCGAAGCAGAAAAUCUACCUACUUAGAGCAAUUAAGUUGAUUAAUCUAUUUGCUGCAAUGAGGAUUCUUUUGAGAAAAUUCAAGACAUCUUUACUCCUCAAGAUUUCUAUUAAAGAAACUCUUUGCAAAACGAUUUUGAGCCCUAUAAUUAAUAUCAAGGCUAAGUAAAUAGACCUUUCACACAAGAAUAAAGAUAGCGUAAAAUGAAAAAUAAGGACAUUCGAAUUAAAAGAGCAAAUAAGCUCUAGAACUACACUAGACUUAUCCAGAAUAAUUAUUAGAAUUUAUCCAGCAAUAACUCAUAAAGGCUACUUGGAGAUGAUAUUUAAGUUGGUGUGAUUGGCUAAUAGCUGACCUCUUUUAGAAACAUAUUUUCUCCAAUUAGGAAUGAUAAUCCUUAGGGAAACAAAAGCAAUCCAAACAGCGCUCAAAUUAGUCUAAGAUCAGUAAAACUUAUGAGUUUUUGGGAGAAAUAGAGGAAGAACCGACUUAUUGAAUGCAUGCUCAAUAGAUCUAAAGUUGCCAAGUAAGAGAAAGAAUAGCCUCCUAAGGCAGAUAGUUUCAGUAAUAAGAUGAAUGAUUGA
Stylonychia lemnae is the source of this 1575-nucleotide messenger RNA. NCBI's taxonomy places the organism in Eukaryota, Ciliophora, Spirotrichea, Sporadotrichida, Oxytrichidae. The record is from the annotation of a GenBank genome assembly.